AUGUCUUUCAUCACCGAUUCCGUCAUCAUGUUUAUAUCCCAAAUUCUUUUCUUUGGAUUUGGCUGGUUAUUCUUUAUGCGACGACUCUUUAAAGACUAUGAGGUUCGUCACGUUAUGGUUCAAUUUAUAUUCUCGGUUACCUUUGCUCUAUCUUGUACAAUGUUCGAGCUAAUUAUAUUCGAAAUUAUGGGCUUUCUUGAUCCUGGCUCGCGAUUUUUUCAUUGGAAGCUUGGACUCUAUUCUAUGUUAUGCAUGGCUGUACUUAUAUUGCCCUUUUAUAUUGCUUAUUAUGCUGUUGGAAAUACGCGAAUCGGGCCGUUUCACCGUAAUCGGUUUAUCACUGCUCUCGUGUCAUGGUUCGUGUUUAUAUAUUUCUUUUGGAAACUUGGAGAUCCCUUUCCAAUACUAAGCCGAAAGCACGGUAUUCUCUCUAUUGAGCAACUUGUUAGUAGGGUUGGUGUAAUUGGAGUUACAAUAAUUGGUAUUCUCUCUGGGUUUGGUGCCGUUAACUGUCCCUAUACUUAUAUGGCUGUUUUUACCAGGAAUAUUUCAGAUGGCGAUAUUUACUCGUUGGAAAAACGAAUCACGCAGACUAUAGAUAUGAUCCUCACUAAAAAGAAACGGUAUAUUAAAUUUGGCACCGCUGCCACUCAAGAGCAAAAGAAAAGUCGAAUGCAGUUUGUUUGGAAUAUGAUCAGUGGAGGCAGCGCUGGUAGUGAAAAUAUUAGCCAUCUUAAAAAUGAGGUGGAUGCACUAGAGGAGCUUUCACGUCAACUAUUCCUUGAAAGCGUUGAUAUGCACGCUACCAAGGCGCGCAUAGCUUAUUCCCGAACGCUAAAAGGACGAUAUUUUAACCUGAUGGGCUAUUUCUUUUCUCUUUAUUGUAUUUGGAAAAUUUUUAUUUGCACAAUCAACAUCGUUUUUGAUAGAGUUGGAAAGACAGAUCCUGUAACUCGAGGUUUUGAAAUUUUAGUCAACUAUUUAGGAUUUGACGUCGAUGUGAAAUUUUGGUCACAGCAUGUUUCGUUUUUUCUGGUUGGUAUCAUGAUUGUUACAUCUAUUCGAGGACUUUUGAUAACAUUAACUAAGUUCUUUAAUGCAAUAUCAAGUAGUAAAUCAUCCAACGCAAUUGUUCUCUGUCUUGCUGAAAUAAUGGGAAUGUAUUUUGUUUCGUCUGUGGUAUUAAUGAGAAUGAAUGUACCUGCGAAAUACAGGCUUAUUAUUACGAAAGUUUUGGGUGACUUACAAUUUAGCUUUUAUCACCGUUGGUUUGACGUCAUUUUCUUAAUCAGUGCGUUAUCAAGUAUAGGAUUUCUAUACGUUGCACAUAAACAUGUACCGGAAAAGAUUUCAUGA
Trichoplax adhaerens is the source of this 1356-nucleotide messenger RNA. RefSeq lists its product as uncharacterized. Gene Ontology annotation, cellular component: membrane. The transcript is spliced from 18 exons. The record is from RefSeq and is a predicted model, not a curated record. NCBI's taxonomy places the organism in Eukaryota, Metazoa, Placozoa, Uniplacotomia, Trichoplacea, Trichoplacidae. The coding region runs from base 1 to 1356 and encodes 451 amino acids.